CAUCCAUCGCACAACCUUUCAUCAACAUGCAGCCACAUCAUCGGCAGACGAACCGCCCAGCCACUUGCACACCGCCGUCCAGCAAACACCACCACCAACACGCUCAUGCACCGCGCUGCGCCCUGGAUAAGACGCCCAGAAACUGCAUGGCCUCGGAUCAAGUACUAAUCACAUCAAACUAACAUCCAGAUCAAGACCCAAGCACAGCAGGUCUCUCAAGCAGGAUGUGUCGAUCCCGAGGCGCCCGUCAUGGCCACAAAUCGGGAAAAGCGCUGCCAUGCAUGGCGCUAAACAAACAACAUUCGAGGGACCCCUACAGACAACGCCACUAUCUUGAAAUCUGCCUAGGUCAAAUACCGAAACCAUGCAACCAUCAUCUGGUGCCUUUUUUUUUUUAUCCUCGG
Trichoderma asperellum CBS 433.97 is the source of this 404-nucleotide messenger RNA. Lineage: Eukaryota; Fungi; Ascomycota; Sordariomycetes; Hypocreales; Hypocreaceae. The record is from RefSeq and is a predicted model, not a curated record.